Molecule: messenger RNA, 1065 nt
Organism: Boeremia exigua
Lineage: Eukaryota; Fungi; Ascomycota; Dothideomycetes; Pleosporales; Didymellaceae
Exons: 1
Coding region: 1-1065 (354 amino acids)
Biological process (GO): phosphatidylinositol phosphate biosynthetic process; sulfate assimilation
Molecular function (GO): 3'(2'),5'-bisphosphate nucleotidase activity
Source: RefSeq, a predicted model, not a curated record
AUGGCCUACGAAAAGGAGCUCGAGCUCGCCCUGCUGGCCGUCCAGCGCGCCUCCAUCCUCACAAAGAGCGUCUACUCGUCGCACAGCAAGGGCACCCUGACCAAGACCGACAGCUCGCCCGUCACCAUCGGCGACUUCGGCGCCCAGGCCCUCAUCAUCGCCAGCAUCAAGUCCGCCUUCCCCGACGACGAGGUCGUGGGCGAGGAGGACGCCGACGACCUGCGCGCCAACAGCGACCUCAAGGCCCUCGUCUGGGACCUCGUUCAGGCCGCGAAGCUCUCCGACGCCGCCGCCGAAGCCACCAUCGGCGGCCCCAUCAAGUCCGCCGACGACAUGCUGGCCGCCCUCGACGGCGGCGCCUCCAACGGCGGCAACAAGGGCCGCAUCUGGGCCCUCGACCCCAUCGACGGCACCAAGGGCUUCCUGCGCGGCGGCCAGUACGCCGUGUGCCUCGCCCUGAUGGUCGACGGCAUCCCCACCGUGGGCGUCAUCGGCGCCCCGAACCUCCCCGUCGACGACAAGGCCCCGCUCGACGCCAAAAUCGGCUCCGACGCGUCGUCCGCCGGCAACGGCGUCCUGUUCGGCGCCGUCCGCGGCCACGGCGCCACCAGCCGCGCCCUCACCGCCGGCGCCCUCGCUCCCCCGAAACCUAUAACCAUGUCCCCGCUCCCCGACGUCGCGCAAGCCACCUUCUGCGAGUCCGUCGAGGCCGGCCACAGCUCGCACUCAGACCAAGCCGCCAUCGCCUCCAAGCUGGGCAUCACGCGGCCGUCGGUGCGCAUGGACUCGCAGGCCAAGUACUGCUCGAUCGCACGCGGCGCGGGAGAUCUAUACCUCAGACUCCCAACGAGCAAGACGUACGAGGAGAAGAUCUGGGACCACGCGGCGGGCGUGGUGCUCGUGCAGGAGGCCGGCGGCGAGGUCUCGGAUGCGUUUGGGCGGCCGCUGAACUUUGGCGUCGGGCGCACGCUGAAGGAGAAUAAGGGGAUUAUUGCGGCGCCUAGGUCGGUGCAUGGGCAGGUUAUUGAGGUGGUUAAGGAGGUGCUGGGCGCGAAGAAGGAGUAG